Ilex paraguariensis (yerba mate) is the source of this 915-nucleotide messenger RNA. NCBI's taxonomy places the organism in Eukaryota, Viridiplantae, Streptophyta, Magnoliopsida, Aquifoliales, Aquifoliaceae. The record is from the annotation of a GenBank genome assembly.
AUGGGAGGUGUGGAGUUGCUUGUUAGGGAGGGGGUGGUUGGGCCAUUGGCCGAAUGGAGGGAGUAUCUUCCCAUGGGAGGGAAUGCAAAAAUGGUUGAGGAAACACUAAAACUAGCCUAUGGGGAGGAUUCUAACUUGAUCAAAGACAAGCGGAUUGCAGCAGUGCAAGCUCUCUCCGGAACUGGUGCAUGCCGACUCUUUGCGGACUUCCAAAAGAGGUUUUGCCCUGAUUCCCAAAUCUACAUUCCAGUCCCUACGUGGGCCAAUAUUUUUGGGUUUCUAACUUUAGAUUUCAACAGUCAUCAUAACAUCUGGAGAGAUGCACAAGUCCCUCAAAAGACAUUCCAUUAUUAUCAUCCAGAGUCAAGAGGGUUGGAUUUUCCUUCAUUGAUGGAUGAUACAAAGAAUGCGCCAAAUGGGUCAUUCUUUCUGCUUCAUGCUUGUGCUCACAAUCCUACUGGAGUGGAUCCUUCAGAGGAACAAUGGAGAGAGAUCUCAUAUCAGUUCAAGGUCAAAGGACAUUUUGCCUUCUUUGACAUGGCAUAUCAAGGUUUUGCGAGUGGUGAUCCGGAGAGGGAUGCGAAGUCUAUCAGGAUUUUUCUUGAGGAUGGUCAUCUAAUUGGAUGUGCCCAAUCCUAUGCAAAAAAUAUGGGACUCUAUGGCCAGAGAGUCGGCUGCCUCAGUGUGGUGUGCGAAGAUGAUAAACAAGCUGUAUCUGUGAAAAGUCAGCUGCAGCAGCUUGCUCGACCCAUGUACAGUAAUCCACCUCUUCAUGGUGCACACAUUGUAUCAACUAUCCUUGGUGAUCCGGAUUUGAAGAAACUAUGGCUCAGGGAAGUUAAGGUAGUAUUGGAUCAAUUAUUUUCAUUCCUGGAUUUUGUUCUCCUUGUUAAAGAGGAUUGUGCGGUGCAAUAG